CUUGGGGCACCUGGAGUUAAUGUCCAACUGGGGGUCUGCGGAGACCCGAUCCGAGGUGCAGCCGCACGGGACUCUAAGAUGAAGUUAUGGGAUGUCGUGGCUGUCUGCCUGGUGCUGCUCCACACCGCGUCCUCCUUCCCGCUGCCCGCCGGUAAGAGGCCUCCCGAGGCGCCCGCCGAAGACCGCUCCCUCGGCCGCCGCCGUGCGCCCUUCGCCCUGAGCAGUGACUCAAAUAUGCCAGAGGAUUAUCCUGAUCAGUUUGAUGAUGUCAUGGAUUUUAUCCAAGCCACCAUUAAAAGACUGAAAAGGUCACCAGAUAAACAAAUGGCAGUGCUUCCUAGAAGAGAGCGGAAUCGACCGGCUGCAGCUGCCAAUCUGGAGAAUUCCAGAGGAAAAGGUCGCAGAGGCCAGAGGGGCAAGAAUCGGGGUUGUGUCUUAACUGCAAUACAUUUAAAUGUCACUGACUUGGGUUUUGGCUACGAAACCAAGGAGGAACUGAUUUUUAAGUACUGCAGCGGUUCUUGCGAUGCUGCUGAGACAACGUAUGACAAAAUAUUAAAAAACUUAUCCAAAAGUAGAAGGCUGGUGAGUGACAAAGUAGGGCAGGCAUGUUGCAGACCCAUUGCCUUCGAUGACGACCUGUCGUUUUUAGAUGACAACCUGGUUUACCAUACUCUAAAAAAGCAUUCCGCUAAAAGGUGUGGAUGUAUCUGA
This is a messenger RNA of Carlito syrichta (Philippine tarsier), 714 nucleotides long. It is a transcript of the gene GDNF, whose product is annotated as glial cell derived neurotrophic factor. Gene Ontology annotation, biological process: peripheral nervous system development; positive regulation of branching involved in ureteric bud morphogenesis; negative regulation of neuron apoptotic process. The record is from RefSeq and is a predicted model, not a curated record. Lineage: Eukaryota; Metazoa; Chordata; Mammalia; Primates; Tarsiidae. The transcript is spliced from 3 exons. Bases 79 to 714 code for a protein of 211 amino acids. Gene Ontology annotation, molecular function: glial cell-derived neurotrophic factor receptor binding; receptor tyrosine kinase binding; growth factor activity.